AAUCCGUAUGGUAAAUGGGUAAUUCUCCAAUUUAUUGUAAUUUUCUUUGAUUUGCAUGUUUUGAGACUUUCCAACUGAAAAACCUGUCACCUGGCUUCCCUCUCCCUCCCGUUCCUGCAAAUAUCAAGAUAGAUAGAAAUUUCAAAAUCAAAACCCUAAUCCAAACCCGCAAUCCCAUAAACGAAGAUUAUGUAUAUAUGUUGUUAAUUACAUAGAGACACAGAAAUACUUGCCCCGUAUAUAGCAAUAUAGGCAUUAUGUUUUUACAUAAACACAUAGAAAUACCGUCCUCUUCUUCUUAAUUUGUUUACUAUACAUUGAAUUUUUGGCAGAUUGUGUGAAUACAACCGCUCUCACGCGAAGGUAAGUUAGUGUUUUCUUCCUUUUUCAUAAAAAAAUUGUUUAUUUCUUAAAAGUUUAGGAUGAUAUAAACGCAAUUAAAAAUGUUUGUGGUUUAAUGGUUGAUAUACAGAAGAGGUGUUUGAAUUGGGGCUCAUUUUGUUUGGGGAAAAGAUAUUAGGGUUGUUGAAACUUGAAAUUGAUUCUGAUGAUUAGGGAUUUGGGAAAAAGGAGAAGGAUAGUAGAUAAAUGGGAAAUAAAUGUAGUCGUGGAAAACUUACAAAGAAUGGGAUCUUUAAUAGACUGUUUUGGUGGUGUCGACCACCGAAUAUUCUCAAAUUCACUAAGAGAAAAGCAAUAAAGGGUGAGGCGGCAACCUCAGAGGCUAAAGAGGCCGAAGGUAUUGUUCCAGUCCAGAACAAACCCCCUGAGGUGGUUAAGAUCGAAAAGGAGGAGAAGAAGGAACAUCGUGCCCCAGGUGGAGGUGUGCAGCAGAUUGGCAAUACAGGAAAUGACAAGGAAAAAGCAGCGAAACCCCGGAAGCCAAACAAUGUGAAGAGAACGGUCAGUGCUGGGCUGCAGGUUGAGUGUGUGUUGAAGACGAGAACCGGGAAUUUGAAGGACUUCUAUAAGUUGGGGGACAAACUUGGGUAUGGGCAGUUUGGGACGACUUUCCUUUGUAUUGAAAAUGCGACUGGGAACAAAUAUGCUUGCAAAUCUAUAUCGAAGAGGAAGCUCGUGACUAAAGAAGAUGUGGAGGAUGUGAGGAGAGAAAUCGAGAUUAUGCAUCACUUGGCAGGUCAUCCUAAUGUCAUAUCUAUCAAGUACUCGUAUGAGGAUUCUGUGGCAGUUCAUGUUGUAAUGGAACUAUGCACGGGAGGCGAGCUCUUCGAUAGGAUUGUUAAGAGGGGGCAUUACUCUGAACGACAGGCAGCCCAGCUCACUAGGACCAUUGUUGGUGUAAUUCAAGCCUGCCACUCCUUGGGGGUUAUGCAUCGCGACCUUAAGCCCGAAAACUUCCUGUUUGUCAGUGGGGAUGAGGAUUCACCUUUGAAGACUAUUGAUUUUGGAUUAUCAACUUUUUUCAAGCCAGGGGAAGUUUUCGAGGAUGUUGUUGGCAGUCCUUAUUAUGUUGCUCCUGAAGUUCUGAAAAAGAAUUACGGUCCAGAGGCUGAUAUUUGGAGUGCAGGCGUGAUAGCUUACAUCCUUCUCAGUGGUGUGCCUCCAUUUUGGGGAGAAACCGAGCAAGACAUAUUUGAAGCAGUCGUGAAUGGUGAUCUUGACUUCAAAUCAGAACCCUGGGCUAAAAUUUCUGAAAGUGCUAAAGAUGUAGUAAGGAAAAUGCUUGAUAGAGACCCGAAAAAGCGACUAACUGCUCAUGAUGUUCUCUGCCAUCCAUGGGUGCAGGAUAAUGGGGUGGCUCCAGACAAACCUCUUGAUUCAGCAGUUUUAACUCGUUUAAUGCAGUUUUCAGCGACGAACAAACUUAAGAAAAUGGCUCUCAGAGUGAUUGCAAAUAACCUUUCUGAAGAGGAAAUUGCUGGAUUAAAAGAAAUGUUCAAAGCAAUCGACACAGAUAACAGUGGCCAGAUUACAUUUGAAGAACUGAAAGAUGGACUACAUAAAUUUGGUGCAAAUCUUAACGAAUCUGAGAUACAGGAUUUGAUGAAGGCUACUGAUGUGGACAACAGCGGGACUAUUGACUAUGGGGAGUUUAUAGCGGCAAUGCUGCACAUGAACAAAGUUGAGAAGGCGGACCAUUUAACUGCAGCCUUUUCUUACUUCGACAAAGAUGGCAGUGGCUAUAUCACAGCAGAUGAGCUUCAAAAGGCUUGUGAGGAGUUUGGCUUCAGGGACGUCGUCUUGGAGGAAAUGAUCAGGGAAGCUGAUCAAGACAAUGAUGGCCGGAUAGAUUACAAUGAGUUUGCUGCCAUGAUGACCAAAGGAAAUGCAAAUUUAGGCCAGAAGCGAUUACCAAAUACUUUCAGCAUUAGCUUAAGGGAUGGAGUGCAGAGUUGUUGAAACAAAUGCGCGUAUCAAUGUAUUACGUC
Ipomoea nil (Japanese morning glory) is the source of this 2390-nucleotide messenger RNA. RefSeq names its product calcium-dependent protein kinase 26-like. The transcript has 8 exons. Lineage: Eukaryota; Viridiplantae; Streptophyta; Magnoliopsida; Solanales; Convolvulaceae. Gene Ontology annotation, biological process: protein autophosphorylation; peptidyl-serine phosphorylation; intracellular signal transduction. The record is from RefSeq and is a predicted model, not a curated record. Gene Ontology annotation, molecular function: calcium-dependent protein serine/threonine kinase activity; calcium/calmodulin-dependent protein kinase activity; calcium ion binding. The coding region runs from base 589 to 2361 and encodes 590 amino acids. Gene Ontology annotation, cellular component: cytoplasm; nucleus.